Messenger RNA from Tetranychus urticae (two-spotted spider mite), 2646 nucleotides. It is a transcript of the gene Cul4, whose product is annotated as cullin 4. Gene Ontology annotation, biological process: ubiquitin-dependent protein catabolic process. NCBI's taxonomy places the organism in Eukaryota, Metazoa, Arthropoda, Arachnida, Trombidiformes, Tetranychidae. Gene Ontology annotation, cellular component: cullin-RING ubiquitin ligase complex. Gene Ontology annotation, molecular function: ubiquitin protein ligase binding. The record is from RefSeq and is a predicted model, not a curated record.
CUCUUCGCGUGAGAAACAGUUGGUUACCGAGUUACCGGUAAUGUUAAUGGUCUUGGUUUUUUAACUAUCAUCUAAAUCAGUUUAUGUUUAUUUUAUUUCAAUUAAAUUCAAGUGGAGUGUCUACAACGAAAUCAAGAUUCCUCUUGAUCACCAUAGUUCUAAUCAUCUUCAUCUUCAUCCCCUCUCCAUACAAGUCCGACCAAUGGAUCAUCAUCAGUUGGAGCCUAAAUCCAAACCUGGAUCUGCUCGUAAAUUGGUUAUCAAAAAUUUUUCCAAACCUUUAUUACCCGUUAACUAUCUCGAGGACACAUGGUCUAAACUUAAAUUUGCAGUAAUUGCUAUUCAAACAUCCAAAGCCAUCGCAAUGCCUUUAGAAGAAUUGUAUAAAGCGGUUGAAAAUAUUUGCUCUCAUAAGAUGGCCUCUCAAUUAUAUUCUAAUCUGGAGCAGCUUUGUGAGGCACAUGUUAAACAAAAUAUUAGCCAGUUUAUUGAUUGUUCUAUGGAUUCGUUGACUUUCCUUAAAACGAUGGAUACCUGUUGGCAGGAUCAUUGUCGUCAAAUGAUAAUGAUAAGAAGCAUAUUUCUUUUCCUCGAUAGAACUUAUAUUCUACAAAAUGCAGCCAUAACAUCAAUCUGGGAUAUGGGCUUAGAAAUGUUUAGAGUUAAUAUUAUCAGUAAUUGGCAAGUUCAGAGUAGAACUGUCGAUGGGUUACUGCAACUAAUACACCAAGAACGCCAAGGAGAAACUGUUGAUCGUUCAUUGCUGAAAAGCUUGUUGCGUAUGCUUUGUGAUCUCCAAAUAUACCAAGAAGUGUUUGAAGGUAAAUUUUUAAAGGCCACAGAAGAACUGUAUGCAGAAGAAGGCCAAAGGUUGAUGCAAGAAUUGGAGGUAGCAGCAUACUUAGCGCAUGUUGACAAACGAGUUAAUGAAGAAACUGAGAGACUUCUACACUAUUUGGACCAUUCUACUCGGAAACCAUUAAUCACCUGUGUUGAAAAGCAGUUAAUUAGUGAACAUUUAUCGAGUAUACUUCAAAAAGGUCUAGAUCAGCUCUUGGAUGAGAACCGACUGGACGAUUUAACACUCAUGUAUAAUUUACUAUCCCGAGUGAAAGAAGGAUUAGUUGAAUUGUGUACACAUUUUAAUCAAUAUAUUAAGAAACGUGGUAAAGUGAUCGUGACCAAUCCUGAAAAAGAUAAAACUAUGGUUCAAGAAUUACUCGAUUUUAAGGAUCAAAUGGAUCUCAUUGUGAAUCAAUGUUUCAAUAAGAAUGAAAAAUUUGUUAACUCGUUGAAAGAAGCCUUUGAACAUUUUAUAAAUCAAAGACCUAACAAACCAGCUGAAUUAAUAGCAAAAUUCGUCGACUCUAAACUCAGGGCAGGUAACAAAGAAUCCACCGAAGAGGAAUUGGAGAGGCUUUUAGACAAGAUUAUGGUGCUCUUCCGUUUUAUUCAUGGUAAAGAUGUUUUCGAAGCCUUUUAUAAGAAAGAUUUAGCUAAAAGACUUUUAGUCGGCAAGUCAGCAUCUGUGGAUGCAGAAAAGUCAAUGCUAUCCAAAUUGAAACAAGAAUGUGGAGCCGGUUUCACAAGCAAACUAGAAGGAAUGUUUAAAGACAUGGAACUAUCGAGAGAACUCAAUCUUGCCUUCAAACAAUACCGUUCAAAUGCCAAGUCAAAAGCUGUUUCCAGUAUCGACAUGACAGUUAAUAUUCUCACAAUGGGCUAUUGGCCAACUUACCCGGUGAUGGAGGUUCAUAUGCCUUCCGAAAUGGUUCAAUACCAAGAAAUGUUUAAAAAAUUUUAUUUAGGUAAACACAGUGGACGUAAAUUACAGUGGCAACCAAAUCUCGGUCAUUGUGUCUUGAAAGCUCAAUUUCCUUCGGCAUUAAAAGAAUUGAGUGUGUCUUUAUUUCAAGCUUUAGUACUUAUCCUGUUCAACGACAGAGAUAGACUGUCUCUUGAAGAAAUUAAACAAUUAACUACAAUAGAAGAUGGUGAAUUACGUAGAACGUUACAGUCUUUGGCUUGUGGUAAAGCUCGAGUUCUUCGUAAACAGCCUUCAGGUCGUGAUGUUGAGGAUGGAGAUAGAUUUAUUUAUAAUGCUGAAUUUAAGCAUAAUUUGAUCAGAAUCAGAAUAAACCAAAUUCAAUUAAAAGAGACUCAAGAGGAGCAAACAAACACUCAGGAAAGAGUUUUCCAAGAUAGACAAUAUCAAAUUGAUGCUGCUGUUGUACGGAUUAUGAAAACUAGAAAAUCAUUGACUCAUACUAAUCUUAUUUCCGAACUUUAUGAUCAACUGAGAUUUCCGGUCAAGCCUCUUGAUUUAAAGAAAAGAAUAGAGAGUUUAAUAGAAAGAGACUACCUGGAAAGAGAUAAGGAAAAUCCUAAUUUGUACCAUUACCUUGCUUGAAAUCAAAGCUAAAUUCAUCGUGAUUUCAUUGUGAUACCAGCUUCUAUUGAGUUUUUUCAUCCCUUAUUAAAUAUGGGAUUAAUUGCUCUAAAUUAGUAAACAAAACAUAAUAAGUGUUCACCUCAUUAAAAAGUGAAAAAGAAUAUUUGUUGUAAACAAAUCGAUUAAUGUUUACUUUUAUUCCGUAAAUUGGUGCCUGUACAGUUUAAUAAAAGUAAAUCGUUUAAAAUACCAAA